This is a messenger RNA of Patiria miniata (bat star), 5539 nucleotides long. RefSeq names its product thyrotropin-releasing hormone receptor-like. The coding region runs from base 1514 to 2758 and encodes 414 amino acids. The transcript has 4 exons. Gene Ontology annotation, molecular function: G protein-coupled receptor activity. Gene Ontology annotation, cellular component: plasma membrane. The record is from RefSeq and is a predicted model, not a curated record. NCBI's taxonomy places the organism in Eukaryota, Metazoa, Echinodermata, Asteroidea, Valvatida, Asterinidae. Gene Ontology annotation, biological process: G protein-coupled receptor signaling pathway.
UCAUACCACGGGCACAAUAUCAGUUUGGCUAAGGAUAAUCCACUGGAUACAAACAGGUUGUUCAAAGAGAGCCGCAUGGCAGCUUAUAGUACUCAAAUCCCUGGUAUGGACAUUAAUUAUAGAUAGAAUACUCGAAGGCAUUCUUUUCACAUGUAUAGUUGAUGCUUCAUGCGAUCUUGCAAGCAAAAACGCAGUUUAGAAGAUCUGAAAUGCUUCCAGCGGGAAUAAACCAACUCUGGAUAUUCGCUUUAAAGUCGUUAGUUAGAGCCAGUGCUAGUUAAUAGCACAGUGAGUGACGAGUCGAAGCGUCGCUGAUCAUUAUUUCCCUCAACGCUACCCGAUCAUUCAUUGCAACUUACCGCUCACGUUGAGUUGAACCAGUUGUCAUAUAUUUAUAUUCAUAUGCGCAGAAGGGCCCCUCGGUUAUGCCCGUGAGCAUACGGCGCCGUUCCUUGCGGAUUUUGAGUGCUGUUUGUAUUUGGCUCGGACUUUGAAACUGGACACCAGACACGAGUGAAGGGGGUUGGCUGCCUGCAGACUCUACAUGUACAUCAGCGCCUUGAAUACUCAAGGGAUGAGGCGAAGGAACAAGAGGAUACGGGGAAUGCAUCAGAGAUGUAAAUAACUCCUUGGUUUCAUCUUGAAGAGUGGAAGAUGACGAGCAACGUCUCACUGGUGAAACAGCCAAGAUCACGUAUCAGUUUUUGAUCAAUGAAAGGCGACCACGUGCGCUUCAAAUUGGCGUUACUGUACUCGCUGUUUGUGAUUUUGCUGGUCUUCAGUUCGAUGUUUGGGACAGUUGGGACGUUGCUUUGGUAAGCAAAUACACCCAUGGCUAGACUACAGGAAGAAGAUGUGUUGAAGUACCUAUCCGCCAUGGAACGGUGGAAAAUCGAAAAUGUUUGUAUUAAUUCUUGCAUAAAACAGUAGGUGGGUUUUACUCUGGACGGUACCGAUUAAUUUCGAAGAUGACGGUGUCGAGAAUAUAUCAACAACAAAGUAACUCUCGGGUUGAUGAACUUAAUGAUGAUCUUGACGAGAUCAGCAACGAUAUCAGGUGAAGCACGACGGCCUGGCAAAAAGUUUGCAUGACAGAUGGACUGAAUAUUAUUAUUGGGAUUAAACUCUAAAGCAUUGAGCCAGCAACAACGCAAGCAAAUAUUAACCUACCAGCAAGAGAUAAGAUAUUUGUUCUGAUACAUGGAUCAUGGUCGAGUCUGCGCGUUGUGGAAUUUAAAGUAGCUUUAUUCGAUAAAGCGAUUAUGUCAAGAAUUUAUUUUCGAUGUAAUAUCCUUGGCGGUGGCGAGGGGAUAUACACGCUGAAGUGGCACUUGGUGUGAACGCUAAUGUGUUUGUUGGCUGCAAUCACACAAGACCGAUGGAGAGCCUAAUGGUGUGUGAUUGGUGUGACGGUAUGGCUUGUAAGCUUGUGUAGUUGAAGCUGUGAUGAGACAGGACAGGAGAUGCAGAGGCUAGGUUUCAAGUCUUGUGUUCCUGGAAGGUCAUACCAAGAAUGGCAUACCGUGAGGGUCAGGGUUUGGAGCAGCAGUACAGCCCAAAGAGACCCGAAACUGAUCUCUCAGGUGCGUUAAGCUUGACCGUGGAAGCUGUUACUCUCAUUGGGAAUAUCUUCCCCACUCUGGUGGCGUUUAAGCUCAAGAAGCGAUCUGAACGAACUGCUACUGAUCUCUUGAUCGGUUCUUUAGCGGUGACUGACAUAUUAGCUGUUGUGAUGCCGCUACCAGUGUCUUUACCGAGCUUUAUAGCUCAAGAUUCGUGGACUGGUGGUAAGAGUGCCUGCUUGUAUUAUCAAUUCAUGGUCUUCUGGUUGCAGAAUAGCGCCAUGUUGUUGGUAACGGCUAUGGCUCUUGAAAGGUUCCUAGCAAUCUGCCUUCCAAUGCGGUAUAAGAGAUGGACAACAAGGACUAGAGUUAGGAUAACCAUAGCCUUUGUCUACACCUUCGCCUUUACAACUUCAUGCCUUCCUUUCUUCGGACUAGCCCCUCCUGUUGUGCUUGUGAAGGACGACGAGAACCCUGAAUCCUCCAAAGCCCUUUGUCGGUCUUGGAUAUCCUCGGGGCCAGACCACUGGCAUCAGAGUAUAUUCCCAAUGGUAUUAAUACUGGAAGGUUGGAUCACAAUGGUCUUGGUGUUAAUCUUAAACACUUGUAUCAUUCGACGUCUGACACGAUUCAGAAGACGAUUAGAGUCCACCGAAGUGACCUAUCCAAUGCGGCCUAAGGAUAGUCGAGCAGAGACUCCAAGUGUCGCUACAGAGCCAGCGGUACCAGGGCCAUCUUCUUCUACCGUCGACCGACGCUCUUUACGGGAGUUCUCCAAGCUAGUCAUCGUGGUAACUGUUCUCUUCUAUUGUACCUGGCUUCCUGUCAUGGUAGUCAUGACGUUGACUCAAUGUGGAAUGGUUGUCAGUCAACUGGUGGCGGUCUAUGCAGUUAUGAGCACAACACUCAACGGACUGCUCAAUCCAUUCGUGUAUGGCGCCCUCAGUCGGCAGUAUAGACAGGGAUACUUCAGAUUGCUCAACAGCCUCGGGACACGAUGUGGUUUACAUAGGAUAUGCAAGGGUUGUGUAUCCUCCAACACUGCAUCCGAAACUCCACAACAAAGCAACACAUCAACCAAGAAACAAACCGAGCAGACCUCUUUAAAAUGUAUCAACAUUACCGUCAACAACACGGCCGAGACUGAACAACUGAAUACAACACAGGAUGAACAACGAAAAGAAACAUCUAUAUGAAAAGGUGUCUGCAGUUACAGCUAGGAACAGUUUUGGGCUGGAUUGAUGCAUCGUAAGAGCUCAAGCUUCAUUUUUGCAUCCUAUGAGAAUGGGAUCUGAAGAUCAACCAUAGUCACUUGAAAGGCAUUGGGAGGUGCCUGUAUUUGUUUUUAUAAAUUAUAAAUUUAAUUAUGACUUGUAUUUUCAUAUUUUAUUCGUCUUGUAUGUGCGAUUAUGCCUUGCCUUGUUUUUUAAUGUCGUGAGAAAUAUACAUUAGUCUAACCGCGAAUGGUGUCGCUUUAUUACAUUAAAGGAUGUUUCCAAUUGAUUUACUGUACAAGGCACAAGGGAAAUCAGAAAUUUUACGAUUUUCAUUUUCAACGAAAACGUUAUGAAGAUCAUCAGCGGCCGUGUGAUGUGGAUUGUAUAAAAGCUGCUUUCCAUAAAUUAAGAGCCUCUUAGUGUCAGACCUUAAACAUGUUUUCCAAGAAAAUGUGUGCCUGGCAAUGUUCUUUGUUAAAACCACCAAUCUGUGUAAGGCGUUGAAGACGCGAAUGUCUGCAUGUAUGUCAUCAAUGAUAAAGCUUUAAAUUUUGAUUAGGUAUAAGUGCGCCAGCUAAAAAUAUUAUGAUGAAUGUGGCUGUGGCUUGGUGAUGAUUCUGGUUUGGACAUGAUUGAUGGCAAUGGUGUUCGAUGUGAAAGCGUGGGAUGUUAUAGUGAUGUAUAUGGUCUAAAUUGUAUUUGAUUGGAAUUGUGUAGUGGUGAUGAUAUUAGAAUGUGGUGGCGAGAUAUAGUGUUGCAAGGCGGUGGUGUUAAUGUUCCCUUAUGAUGGUAAUGGUAAAUGUAUUUAAUAAGGUGAUUAUGAUUCGUUUCGGUUUGGAGUGACAUGGAGUGUUUGCUUGUAAGUCCUAUAAGUAGGAUUGUGAUGUGAGGACGAUGAUGAUGGGAUGACUGUCAAGUUAUGGGAGAUGGGAAUACUUCUCGGGUCAUAGGUGACUUGGGAAGCAAGGGAAUGUAAAGAGAGAACAGAGAGACAGAGACGAAGAAAUGUCAGCUGAGCAAAUGGUACAACUGCACUGCUUAAGAUGAAGCAGAUGAUAGCAAGGAUGAGUGGUUAGUUCUUAAGAAGGUCCUGUACACGUGUUUACUUCUACACACUCGUUUCGUGAGAUGAGAACCUAAGUUUUCAUAUCACGCAUGUGAGUGUUACUCGGAUGUAGAUUCAUGACUAAUACCAUGUACUUAGUUUGAACAGUCUCCUAUCUGCAGAAGAAUUUUUCUCAUGUCGAUCAUUGUUGAAGACUUACCCGAGAAGAUUGAAUUUUAAGUGUGCAGCUGUUGAGGUGAGUGAUCAAUGAUGGAAUAUGAUUGCAAAAUAAAUAGAUGGAGGGGGUCUUGAGAAGAAUGGCAAAUAUGUAGUGUUGGGAUGGCAAAAGGAUGACCAAACAGAAGGGAGUCUUAGAUAAAAUGUAAAGGGAGAGUUAGAUAUUUAUCAGGGUGCAGGGUUAAGGCACUGGAGAGGUAACCUUUCAAUGCAUCGAGCUUCGGGAAUUGGUCGACAAAAUGUUUAAUGAUCAAAUGCGGCACUCAGCUAAGUUAAAGUGUCCGAGACAUACUGUUGCGACUUAUUCUAAUCCAAUUCUUCUUGUUCUGUGUCUUUAACGUAUACAGCUUAUUUGAAAGUUCAUUACCAAAUGUUUAAUUGCGCAUGUAAUGAUAUGAACAAGAGAUAGCAAUGAUAGAGGGUUUAUACUUGUGAUGCCAGUUUGCUUGGGGUUCAAAAUUAUCUGGUGCACAAUAAGCUGCAGAACGCUUAUAGAAAAACUUGCGUGAAAAAGGGAAACUGUACAGAGACUGAUUGAUUGGUUUCCUUUUGCAGGAAAUGAGAGGUAAAAUGACUAAAGGAGGAUAGACAAUAAGCGGGAUGGUCGAAAUUACAGAUGAAAAGAAUUGAUAAAUGCAAGAAAGUCAAUAGUGCAGAGGCUGGAAGACCUGGAGAGAACAGACAGAGAAAGGCAAUGGUGACAUGACGGUGAAUGAUGGCAGCAGCGAGAGGUGCAUGGGGAUAAUAAGAUAUUAAUUAAAACAAAAACAAACGAGAUGAGAAUUGGGAAGAUAAGGAUGAUUAAUAGUGUUUGCGUGCACUGCUGACGGUGUGUCUGGAAAACUGAUCAGGAAACGUGACAAAAAUAAGAAAUUUAGAAUUAUUACCGUUCCCUAAAAGGUUUCGCGUGGUGUAAUGUUGAGUAGACGACGAUGUGAUUCACUAAUGACAGAAAACAAGAAUUUCAGCUGGCUCAUCGUGUGACUCGAACUUCUUACCCUUGCUGAUGGGACUCGUACUCCCAGAGGUUAAGACAUAGUAAGGAGGAAAUAACGUGAUGACGCACGAAUUUGUGAGCAGAAGAAGAGUUGAUUGCUGUGGUAAUUAUUGCGGUGACUAUAGUGACGACGGUGAGGUGGUGAUAUCAAGUAUGAUUGGGCGGUGGUGAUAAGGAUGGUGAUGUGGUGAUGGUGUUGUGGUGUGAAAGUGAAAGUUUAACGAUGAAUGGUGGUGACGGCGGUGGGGAUGAUGGAAUUGGUGAUUGUUAUGGGGAUGACAGUAAAGAUGUGAAUAUUUGAUGAGCACUGUUGGUUUUAAUAAUGACUGCUUGUUUGGCUCAUUGCAUGCUCUUUAUGUGCGCUUCAUUGCAGCUUGUUGCAUUUGGGUAAACAUUUCAUUGAUUCCGUUCAUGUAUAAAGAAAACACUGCUGUUACAUUAUACAGAAUGCAACGACAAUAAACAAUAACCGAAGAAGUCU